AUGAGGAUCUGUCCGACGCUUUUCAGCCUGCCCAUCUACCAGUGGGCAUAUUAUAUAAAAAAAUACUACCUCGAAGGCACUACCAACCUCGCGUCGCCCAAGGCGUCCAAGCGCGCCGAUGCUGUGGUCAUCUUUGGUGAGGAAUCAGAGGACGAAGCGGUCGUUGAUGCAAACGCAGUCGUAACGGCAGAAGAUUCAGAUUACGCAGAAGUCCACAUGCCGUCCCGGAAGGCGCCAGGCACCGUUACGCAGGCUGCAGACCAAGGAAACAGGCGUCCUUCUAAUAUCAUACCGCCGAUUCAUCAACAUUGGUAUAGAGGCGGUUCAUCUACCUCAAAUGAAUCCCACAAGGAUUCAGACCUCUCAUCUCAGCUUUGUACCAACCAAACGCUGCAAGCCUCAGGUUCCGUGCGAUGCGCUACUUGUGACGAGUCUUACGUCCACACUGCGCACCCUCCACCCCAAUACCAAGCCACACAGCAGUCAAGAGCAAUGGAUGACGCCAUAAAAGAGAAGCUCCGCCUCGCCACCCUUCACAACGGAGAGCUCCUUCGCAUCGGCAAGACCCAAGGGCAGGAACGCGAACACAUUGCUCGAACCCAGGCCCAAGCACGCGAGCACCGCAAACUUACGCACGACGCAAUUCACGACGGAGCCAUUGCCCGCCAAAAGGCACUGAACGAGGAAAACUAUGAGCACCGCGAACGGCUACUCAAGCUAGAGCGUCAGUAUGCGUCCCAUGAGACAGCGGUUGAGCCCAGAGAAUCGGUCCCAGAAUCUGAGAAUGUGCCAGAAGAUUCCGAUCGGUCUGGAGGAGGUGGAACAGAAGAUAACGAGUCGGUGGAAGCGUUUGUCUUGCCGCAAGAUGAUCUGCGGGUGGAAUGUGCCACGGAUGGCAAAGUUAGUCGAGAUUUCGGGUCUGGAUGUUCUUUCACCCAUGUCCAUUACGAACAUCCUCCAGUACGGUCCGAUUGGCAAGAAGUUGGUGCUCCGAAAUUCCGCGAGUUGAUGAGGAACAGUGAGACAGCGCUACCUGGUCCUGUCCUUCUACCCCAAGCGAAGCCGUUUUUGAUUCCGUCGCGAGAGAAAGGGAGGGCACUGAGCUGCCGACUUGUCAUGCCCGAGCAUGGCCGGCAGGUGAAGGGUGUUUUUAUGCAUAUCCACGGAGGCGGAUGGGUCUUAAUGGACAUUGAUUACCAAGACUCUUUCCCACAAUACCUUGCCAACGUAGUAGAUCUUGCCGUGGUCUCGAUUGGAUACCGACUAGCACCCGAGCAUCCUUUUCCUGAGGGUCCGGAAGACUGCUAUGAUGCCGCGGAAUGGCUUGUCGAUAGUUCAGAAGCCCGUUUUGGCGCUCCUUUGACGUUUGCAGGUGGUGAAUCUGCUGGCGCCCACCUCACCAUACUCUCCGCUCUUCAUCUCCUGGAGGCUCGCCCAAAUUUCCGCUUCCGCGGUCUCAUUCCUAGUUUCGGGCCCUACGAUCUGUCUAUGCCCCCUCCCAUGCACCACCUCGACCACCCGCAGCCCAUAUUAACCAAAGAAAUGCGAGCCCACUUUGUGGAUGCCUUUCUCCCCAACACUAAGCCUGAAGAACGCCGACAUCCUUCAGUAUCCCCCUUCUAUGCCGAUUUGAAAUGCUAUGGAGAUGAGGACAGGCUGCCGCCUGUUCUUUUCGAGUGUGGGACGGAGGAUUGUUUGUUGGAGGAUACGGUGUUGAUGGCAGUGAGGUGGCAGAUGGCGGGUGGGGAGGCGGUGGUUAAAUUUUAUUCUGGAGCACCGCAUGGAUUUCUGGCGUUCCCGCCAGAGAUGGUGAAGAGUACGAGGAAGGGAUUGGAGGCUAUUGGAGAGUUUAUGAGGACGAAGAUCGGAGAGUAG
Letharia columbiana is the source of this 1875-nucleotide messenger RNA. RefSeq lists its product as uncharacterized. The record is from RefSeq and is a predicted model, not a curated record. The transcript has 5 exons. Lineage: Eukaryota; Fungi; Ascomycota; Lecanoromycetes; Lecanorales; Parmeliaceae. Bases 1 to 1875 code for a protein of 624 amino acids. Gene Ontology annotation, molecular function: hydrolase activity.